Bursaphelenchus xylophilus (pine wood nematode) is the source of this 483-nucleotide messenger RNA. Lineage: Eukaryota; Metazoa; Nematoda; Chromadorea; Rhabditida; Aphelenchoididae. The record is from the annotation of a GenBank genome assembly.
AUGACAGGUGAGGCGCCGGUCCCCCGCCGCCUUCCCUCCGGACGCUUGUUGUCGGGAGUUGUUUUUGGGUCUUGAUUUGCAUCGAUUGUCGAUUUCAUGUCUUUCGCUCAAUUUCAUCCCUUUUUGUCGUAGCGCUGCGUCAAGGAAGAGAGAAGCCGGACCCUUUGCCAACUUUAAAUUGGGUUUCGGAAUUAAUUUGGCGUCCGUGGCUCAGGAAUCGCUGAGUCGAGCGAGGAGGAGAAGGUCCCAGGUUGGAGCCGAAUUGGAGUCAGUGGGGCCGAAAAAAAGAAGUUACCGAUUAUCAAAGUACUUUUCCAGAACAACGACUUUGUGUCUGUCGUCGAGAACAAUGCGAUGACUCCAUGCGGAAAUGUUCGCACUUUCUCGAACCCGAGUUGGAGGGCUCAUCCGUCGGCCUCAGGAGUUUUUGCGCUGGAGGGUGCCGAGAUUCUGAAUGCAAUUUUGUUUUUGAAACAAGGUUAA